AUGGUGAUAAUGCUGGAUGGUGGUGUCGCUAGCGCCGAGCGAUCUGGGCCUGCAGGUGGCGGUGUUGCUGGCGCCGAGCGAUCUGGGCCUGCAGGUGGCGGUGUUGCUGGCGCCGAGCGAUCUGGGCCUGCAGGUGGCGGUGUUGCUGGCGCCGAGCGAUCUGGGCCUGCAGGUGGCGGUGUUGCUGGCGCUAGACGGCGUGAGCCUGUAGGUGGUGGUGUCGCUGGCGUUGGGCGGGCUGGACCUGUAGGUGGCGGUGUCGCUGGCGCCGGGCGGGCUGGGCCUGUAGGUGGCGGUGUCGCUGGCGCUGGGCGGGCUGGGCCUGUAGGUGGCGGUGUCGCUGGCGCCGGGCAGGCUGGACCUGGAGGUGGCGGUGUCGCUGGCGCCAGGCAGGCUGGGCCUGCAGGUGGCGGUGUCGCUGGCGCCGGGCGGGCUGUGGCCUUGUGUUGA
Molecule: messenger RNA, 450 nt
Organism: Hemiscyllium ocellatum (epaulette shark)
Lineage: Eukaryota; Metazoa; Chordata; Chondrichthyes; Orectolobiformes; Hemiscylliidae
Exons: 1
Coding region: 1-450 (149 amino acids)
Source: RefSeq, a predicted model, not a curated record